UGAAUCCUCCACUAUGCUUGCUCUGCAGCUCCUGUUCAGGGCCAGCCCUGCAGCCCUGCUUCUGGUUCUCUGCCUGCAGCUGGGGAUCAGCUCAACUCAGGAAGACACAAUCAGUCGGAAGACACUGAUAGUCAAUAUGGAGAUGCCGAAGAAAGCAAGAGCAGGUGAAGAGGUCACCUUGAAACUUAAAGUUCAGACAGAAUUGAGAGAAUGCGUGGUGAUUAAAGCUUACCUCAAGAGCAACAAGUCAGUUGAUGGUCCCUUCACCUACAAAUACACCACCUGCCUCUGCGAAGAUUACCCAAGAACCUUCUACUGGGACAUCCAGACCAACAGCACCUUACAGGUUGCAGCAGUGGUUGACAUUAUUUGGGAAAAAAAUAUCUGCCCUAAAGAUGAUGCAGUGAUACCUAUCAAAGGAGUUCGGGUUGCUAAAAUCAGUACCCUGUUCAUAAAGUAAUGGAAAUCCUUGUGUAUGUCAAAAUGUCCAUUUAGUUUCCUAAGUAAGUAUGGCUAGGGAAUCUGUUGCAAGCUCUAAAGAAAAUUUCUAGCCAGCUCCAUUUAUUUUGUUGCACAUCCCUUCAAAAUCUGUCCUUAAAAUCCUCCCAGAACACCAAAUUUCUGUAAUAUUAGUCUUUCAAAGAUCUUUUAUGGAGGAGACUUUAUAGGUCUCACUACACAUUGGUGUAAAGGGACAGAGAAGAAAUAGAGAUAAGAAAAUUCUCUCUCAUAGAGAACAAAGAUUUUGUUCACAAAACCAAGAGGAAAUGACAGGCAGAAACAGGACAGGCAGCCAAGAUGUUACUUGGACAUCUCCACCGCAUUCAGGAGAUCUGCCCUCAGAUGUGAAGACAAGAGAGCUGCACUGUGUGCCUCAAAGACAGGGACAGACCCUGUAGUCCUGACAAACCCUAAAGAAAUUUUACAUAAAAAGGAAAUAAAAACCCAAAUCAAUGCAAUGCAAAAGGAAAAAUCACUAUGGAUACCACUGAAAUCCUGAAGAUUAUUAAUAACUACUUUGAAAACCUGUACUCCAAACAGUUGGAAAAUCAACAAGAAAUGGAUAGAUUCUUGGUACAUAUGAAAAACCACACUGAACCAAGAAGAUACUAAAAUCUGAAUAAUCCAAUAAGAAAUUGAAGAAAAGAAAUUGAAGCAGUAAUAACAAUAUAUCAACUAAGAAAAGUCAGGACCCAAUGGAUUCAUCACUAAAUUCUACAAGAACUUCAGGGUUGAUCUAAAGCCAGUUCUCCUCAAACUCUUUAAUGCAACUGAAAGGGAAGUAGUACUCCACAAGUUAUUUCUGAAAGAUGUCAUUGCCCUGAUUCCAAAACCAGACAAUAAUCCAACCAAAAAUGUAACAUAUAGGCCAAUCUCUUUAAUAAACAUAGAUGCAAAAAAUCCUCAACAAGACACUGUCAAGAAGAAUGCAACAAAUUCUCAAAAGGAUCAUACAUCUUGACCAAGUAGGCUUCAUUCCAGGGAUGCAAGGAUGGUUCAACUUAGAAAAUCAAUGAUUGUGACAUACCAUAUAAACAGAAGCAAUAUAAAAACCUUAUAAUGUUCUUAUAAAUGCAGCAGAAGUCUUUGACAAAAUCAAUAAAAUAAAAUAAUAAAACCCCAAAGAUAGUAGGUAUAGAAGGACCUUAUCUCAAUCUGAUAAAAGCCAUUUAUGAUGAACCUCCUGCCAAUAUAAUAUUAAACGGG
This is a messenger RNA of Heterocephalus glaber (naked mole-rat), 1707 nucleotides long. RefSeq names its product prolactin induced protein (gene Pip). Gene Ontology annotation, biological process: regulation of immune system process; proteolysis. Gene Ontology annotation, cellular component: extracellular region. NCBI's taxonomy places the organism in Eukaryota, Metazoa, Chordata, Mammalia, Rodentia, Bathyergidae. The record is from RefSeq and is a predicted model, not a curated record. Gene Ontology annotation, molecular function: aspartic-type endopeptidase activity.